GGCGGCGGCGGCGGCGGCGGCAGCGGCGGUGGCGAGAUGGGCGUGUCCGCCCACUUGCAGUCAUCCAAGGCCGGCACGACCCGGUUCUUCCGCAGCAACACGCACAGCUCGGUGGUGCUGCGGGGCUUCGACCAGCUGCGCGGGGAGGGCUUGCUGUGCGACGUGAGCCUGGUGCCGGGCGAUGGCGAUGAUGCCUUCCCCGUGCACCGGGCCAUGAUGGCCUCGGCCAGCGACUACUUCAAGGCCAUGUUCACGGGGGGCAUGAAAGAGCAAGAUCUCAAGUGCAUCAAGCUGCACGGCGUGAACAAGGUGGGCCUGAAGAAGAUCAUCGACUUCAUCUACACGGCCAAGCUGUCUCUGACCAUGGACAACCUGCAGGACACGCUGGAGGCGGCCAGCUUCCUGCAGGUGCUGCCUGCCCUGGACUUCUGCAAGGUCUUCCUCAUCUCGGGCGUGUCCCUGGAGAACUGUGUGGAGGUGGGGCGGCUGGCCAACACGUACAACCUGACGGAGGUGGACAAGUACGUGAACAACUUCAUCCUGCGCAACUUCCCCGCGCUGCUGCACAGCGGCGAGUUCGAGAAGCUGCCCUUCGAGCGGCUGGCGGCGGCGCUGGCCAGCAACAGCCUCAAGCACUGUGGGGAGCUGGAGCUCUUCAAGGCUGCGUGCCGCUGGCUGCGCCACGAGGAGCCGCGCAUGGAGCUGGCGCCCAAGCUCAUGAAGAACAUCCGCUUCCCGCUCAUGUCGCCCCAGGACCUCAUCAACUACGUGCAGACCGUGGACUUCAUGCGCGCUGACAACACCUGCGUCAACCUGCUGCUGGAGGCCAGCAACUACCAGAUGAUGCCCUACAUGCAGCCCGUCAUGCAGUCCGAGCGCACGGCCAUCCGCUCGGACAGCACGCACCUGGUCACGCUGGGCGGCGUGCUGAGGCAGCAGCUGGUGGUCAGCAAGGAGCUGAGGAUGUAUGACGAGAAGGCCAACGAGUGGAAGGCCCUGGCCCCCAUGGACGCCCCGCGCUACCAGCACGGCAUCGCCGUCAUCGGAAACUUCCUCUACGUGGUGGGGGGCCAGAGCAACUACGACACCAAAGGCAAGACGGCCGUGGACACCGUCUUCCGCUUCGACCCGCGCUCCAACAAGUGGAUCCAGGUGGCGCCCCUCAAUGAGAAGCGCACCUUCUUCCACCUGAGCGCCCUCAAAGGCCACCUGUAUGCAGUCGGGGGCCGCAACGCGGCUGGCGAGCUGGCCACCGUGGAGUGCUACAGCCCCCGCAUGAACGAGUGGAGCUAUGUGGCCAAGAUGAGCGAGCCCCACUACGGCCACGCGGGCACCGUGUACGGGGGCCUCAUGUAUAUUUCGGGGGGAAUUACUCAUGACACUUUCCAGAAGGAGCUCAUGUGCUUUGACCCGGACACGGACAAAUGGACUCAGAAGGCGCCCAUGACCACGGUCAGGGGGCUGCACUGCAUGUGUACUGUGGGAGAGAAGCUUUACGUCAUCGGGGGCAACCACUUCCGAGGAACCAGCGAUUACGAUGACGUGCUCAGCUGUGAAUACUACCUGCCUGCCCUCGACCAGUGGACUCCCAUCGCUGCCAUGUUAAGAGGCCAGAGCGAUGUGGGAGUGGCCGUGUUCGAGGAUAAGAUCUAUGUGGUGGGAGGCUAUUCCUGGAAUAACCGCUGUAUGGUAGAAAUAGUGCAGAAAUAUGAUCCAGAGAAGGAUGAGUGGCACAAGGUUUUCGACCUGCCCGAAUCUCUAGGUGGUAUCCGGGCUUGUACCCUGACAGUUUUUCCACCAGAGGAAAACACGGGGUCCCCUUCCCGAGAGUCCCCUCUCUCUGCCCCUUAAACCCCUGCCCUGGAGCCACUCGAUGUGGUAGGUCCUUCUCUGGAUCUGUGUCUGGGGAUGCCCCUCUUUAUCGUUGUCCUUGUUCUCAGUAGCUCUUAGUUAGCCUUAGCUUACAGUGACUGAAAAUGAUGUCGUUUGUGAUGUUUGUGUGUUGUAGAUGCUUCUCUGUGGUUAACAAAAGCAUCCUGAACAUCUUUAGAGCUGAAUGUUUAACCAGUGAAAAGGCAAGUAUUGUGUCUCUCAGAUGUUUCAUUCCUAUUUCAUCCCGACUUUGUAUGACUGUGUGUUGGGUGGGAGGCUUUGAGGUGGCCAGCUCCUAAGGAGGAGGCCCAAAGGGGUCACCUUGCCAGAGGGAUGUUGUUUGUGUAUAGCCAUGUUCUGUGUGCUCCAGGGGGGAAAUUUCCCUUUUUGUUUUGUGACUGCAAGUUGUUGAGAGGAAGCAGUCUGAGAUGAGCUGCUUCCCUCAGUUCUUAGAGCAUUUUGGCCAUCUCUCAGCCCACCUGACUAGGUGAGAUAUAUCCCCAGCAAGGUGCUUAGACAAGAAAAAGUCUUUGCACAAAUUGGAAUGUCAGGAAAAAAUGCAUGGUCUCAUUGGUAUGCCCAGUUUCUGGGUCUUGAUUAUUGGUGUUACUGCUUUUGAUAUUUUUGUCAUUUAAACACAUCAAAAUACUGAAUUUUAAAAAUUCGAUAGUACUACAAGGGAAUAGGAAAAGUUUUUCCCAAUGAGCAAUUUCCAUUAAUGCCAGCUGUUAAUUUAUGGAAUUAUUAAUUUAGGGAUAUAAGAGCUAGAAGCAUGUUCAAUGUGUCUAGAUUUUACCUGGUCCUAUUUUUCUCUCCAUUCCCAUAAAUUAUCUCCAGUUCCCUUUUGCUGUUUAGAUAACUCAAACAUUCCAUGCCUUUUCCGUAAUUGCUGUUAAUAAGGUUAUAUAGCACAAGAUUCACUUUUUCAGUAGGACAGCUGCUUUGUUCUGUGAACUCAGAAUUCCAUGUUUUAUUUUUUGUUCAAUAAAACUUUAAAUGUCACAAAA
Molecule: messenger RNA, 2879 nt
Organism: Gracilinanus agilis (Agile Gracile Mouse Opossum)
Lineage: Eukaryota; Metazoa; Chordata; Mammalia; Didelphimorphia; Didelphidae
Product: kelch-like protein 13
Exons: 1
Coding region: 37-1851 (604 amino acids)
Biological process (GO): regulation of cytokinesis; protein ubiquitination
Cellular component (GO): Cul3-RING ubiquitin ligase complex
Molecular function (GO): ubiquitin-protein transferase activity; cullin family protein binding
Source: RefSeq, a predicted model, not a curated record